GAAUCGUCAAUAUCAGUAUCAAUUUGAAAUGUUUAAAUAAUAGGUCUCAGACCACUGAGCUACCGAAGUACAAUUGGAAUGGAGAGAGCGUCGGUAGCCGGUACAUAUUCAGCACGGUUUCGAAAUUUGGGAAGUCCUAGACAAGAUGGCUGCCAUGGCUGUAAACACCGUCAUUCCGUUCCUGGCUUCCGUCGUUGUGCUGCUGUCGCUUGGUGCUGCCUCAGACCCGCAGCAAUCUAUCACCUUGGACCGAAUCGGGGUCAAAGGUCAAUGGCUGGUUGAUAAGUUCGGGAGAAUUCGGCUGUUCCACGGCGUUAAUUCUGUGCUGAAACAACCACCGUGGUACGACGCUCAGAUUCUGAACGAGACGAGGCUGAAGUACUUCAAGGAGUGGGGCUUCAAUGCUGUCAGGCUAGGGACAAUGUGGACGGGGGUGGAGCCGAGUCGAGGUGCGUACAACCAGUCCUACCUGAACGUCAUGAAAGCCGCCGUCUCGUCACUCGAGAAAUACGGCAUGUACGCACUUCUUGAUAUGCAUCAGGACCAGGGCUCAACCUUCUACAAUUCCUAUGACGGAAUCCCAAGAUGGCUUAUAGCAGCCUUCGAUCCUCCGCUGUUCAAAUUCCCCUGGCCUUUCAAGAAGGUUGGCUACUCUGACUUCAGGGCCUACUUGACGGAAGCAUGCGGAAAGGGUUUCCAAGAUUUGUACGACAACAAAAAGGGGGCGCUGGAUGCUUGGACAGGAUUCUGGGUUAAGGUCGCGCAGACUUUCAAGGACAUAUCCAGCGUCCUAGGAUACGAGUUCAUCAACGAGCCCUGGGCAGGGAAUAUUUACGUUGACCCUGCGCUGCUCCUCCCAGGCCAUGCCGGCCGCAAGAACCUCUUGCCAGCCUACAAUAGAAUCAACGCAGCCAUACGGAAUGUGGACAACCACACCCUCGUCUUCUACGAACCGGUGACUUGGGGAGUUUGGCUAAAUGGGACAACACUUGGGACGGGUUUCGAUACGGUACCAGGUGGGCCUGAAUAUGAAAGUCUGAGCGUCCUGUCGUGGCAUUACUACUGUUGGCUUAUACAAUCAGGUUCGGCCGAGGGACGGCCAUAUCCCACCCUUGAGAGGUUCGUCUGCGAUGAGAUUCAGGGUAAGGACGUGUUCAAACAAGUCGUAGCAGACACUCUGCGGAUAGGCGGUGCUUCAUUCAUGACAGAAUUCGGCAUCUGCGAGCCAAACAAAAUAGCGAACUCAACGGGGAACAUCGAGUGCGGGUUCAUCAUGAAGCAAGCUGACGAACAUUUGCAAUCGUGGACAUACUGGGACUUGAAUGUUUUCUUUACGCCAGGUGGUCACGUGAACUGGACCGGAGCGACGCCAUUCGCCCGUCCAUACACACGCGCAGUGGCAGGCACGCCCAAGCGUAUGACCUUUAACCCCGAUGACCUUUCAUUCGAAUUCGAUUACAUUGUUGACAUGAACAUUCACGCUCCGACGGAAAUUUUCAUUCCUCCCGUGAAAUAUCCGAAAGGGGUCACGGUCAAUGUCACUGAGGGACUGGGGUACACUUUUGACUCUGGCAACCAUGUUGUUCUUGUCACAGCGAAGCAGGCGACUGUAAUCGCUAGCAUUCGGAUUGCUCCAAAGAUGUGAUGGCACUUAAUCACCGACUUAAAUUGAACUCAAACAAUCGUAUAUUCACAGAUGUGGACUUCGUACAUUGCGGUGAAAUUAUUGAAAUGGUUGUUCCAUGUUCCACAACCUGAUCACCAUCUAGGUGCUAGCACACUGAAAGAACCUGACGGCACCUGGGCAUGUUUUCAGUAUUACCUUAAAUUGUUAGCUCGUCAAUCGUCAUAAUGUGUAUCGUAAUCUCCAUAAACUGUUCAGAGAUUCUAGAAAACUUUCUUUUGGACGAUUUAUCUUUACGAGAAGGCUUUGUCUUGAUUUGACGAAGGCUUACAAUCGCAGCUUGACUUUGAAACCCUCGAAUGAAUGAUGCAUUGAAUGACUUGUCACUGCUCGAUUAAACCUACUGAAUAUGAUGACCUAAUUGGACGGGCCUACUCCAGUCAUCAUCACAGAUAUAUGGCAAAUAACACCAAUAGAUAUCAUAUAGAUAACUGUCAACUUGAUAUUUAGAUGAUUUGCUUGACAAUAAAUGGCGAAGAAAGUGUGAAGAAAGUACCAUUCACACAUCACCUACAUGUAUGAUUGGGAAGCCAGUCAAGCGAAAUGACAGCUAUCACUUGUUGGUAACCGCGGUAUAAUGUUUGGCUCUUGUUGUUAAAAGAGCAACUCCGCUUUGUUCGAUAAAGCCACAGUUCUGUUGCCGAGAUGCUCUUGAUUAUUGGCUGACUUCAUCGUGCAGGGAUUCAUUGAAAUACUGGUCUAAGAUUGGACUAAUAAAAAGAUGGCUGGCGAUCCUGGCGGGAAGUGGCGCCUACCAGAUGAGUCUGGUCAACAGGAAUACUCCGGCGAUGAAACACCGGAGGAGGAGAAGCGCCUCCCCAAGCCAAAAAGACGGCAGAGUACUUAUCCAGAGGAGCCCGCUCUCACCCCUGUCGAGCAGCCCGAGCGGACACCUGAUCUUGAUGAACCUGAACCAACGCCUCAAAAGAAGAAGAAGAAGAAGAAGAAGAAACCGAGACCUAUAUCACCUGCUGAGUCGCUCGAAGAGAGGGAAGAGACUCCGCCACCCAGGAGAGAGCCGACGCCUACGCCCACGCCUACUCCUCCGCCACCGACCCCACCGCCGCCCCCUCCACCUCCUCCUCCCAUACUUAAACCGCAGCCGAUACUGAAGAAGAAGCCUCGGAAGGUAGAAAUUGCGACUCAGACAGACAUGCCUUCCCGGCUUCCGCAGGUUGAUGAUUAUUCACCCACUCCGCCACCUGUUCGCCGUGGCGACUCGGAAGAGGGUCGGAGACCCCGCACGCCAUCGCCUGCACUCUCAGAACCAUUUGGUAGCGUCGUAUCGGCGAGAUCCAGUGAGAUGUCGCUACCUUUUGCAUACGCUGGAUCGACCAUAGAGCCACCCACCGUAGAAAUGCCGUUAUUCUGUGCCAUUUGCAGGAAAGACAUCAAAGGAAGACCAUAUCGGACGUGCGUCUAUGAUCACAUGAUCUGUCACGAGUGUGUCGGUUGGGAUGAUUUGAUUGUCACGUGGAAGAAUGAUAGACAGUUAUUGGCCAAUGAUUGCAUGGUCUGCCAGAAGUUAGAGAUAGAUGAAGAAUACAAAAUACGGGGUUACCCACCGAGGUUUAGCAAGUUCUAUCUGGCCCGAAAACUCCUGGGCGGGGAGCCACCGCUCUGUGACGUAGCAGCCACGCAUCAGAUGGGUCAAAAGAUGGCGAAAUUUGUAUGCAUUGACUGUAAUGCGCAUGCCUGUGAUGAGUGCCUGAUGGAGCACGUGAACACGGCAAACAAAGCUAUGCACACGGUACGCAACCUCGUGUGGGCAGAAUAUGAAAAUGAGACUCUGAUGUGUCUUGAGUGCAAGGCAAGGAAAGCCGAGGCGUUCUGUCGCGCUGGCGGGUGUAUGAAAACUCUCUGUAGUAACUGUUCUCCAAGACACGAGUUCCAUGGACUCUUGAUGAUGAGGGGUGGAGACGCGGAUCGACAGCUAGCGAUCUAUAUCAAAAGGAUGGAGGACAAAAUUGAAGGAUAUACCAAAUUACUCUUCGCAGAGCAACACAAAAGGAAAGAAAUCCGCAAAGCCAAGAAGGAAGAAACCACGACAAUUAUCAAGAGAAUACGCGAGACUGCACGGGAAUAUCGUGAGACGAUCACGAAAGACGAAGAGGCUUUAGUGGCAAUGGUAACAAAGCACCGCAAUGAUGUCACCGGGGCGUUUGGCACUGUUGACGAUCUGUUGAGGAAGAAGAGUAUGGCAUUGAAACAUUUGGAUCUAUUUAAGGAGAAGGUCAAUGCCAAGGGCAUGGAUAAGCACAGGAGAUGUGACAUGUAUGCGUUUCUCAAAAGCAAUGAAAAGCACAUCAAGAAUCAGAAGUCGGCGGAAUACCCACUGGCCAUCCAAAAUGGCUUGAGGGACCAGGUGGAUGUUUACUUCAAGGAGAAUGAUGGCGUCGCCAAGGUCAAGACGGACACAGGUAACCUGGUGGGCAAGGUCAACUUCGUGCCAAGGAAUCCACCGCAAAAGGUCGAAAGUAAGCCAGUUUGCAAAGGGAUUACGUCACUUCCUGCAGCGCAUCCUGACGACACACUGGAACCGAGGAUCGGAAGUAUUCGAUACAUGGAUGACCUUGAGAAGAUCGCGGUCGUCGAUGAAAACAAUUUGAAAAUCAAAAUAUUGUCUCGACCUGCGGAUUCCUUGUUUUCAAGGCGAGGUCACACGCGCGUGGAGGUCAUACGGGCACACAUCAUGAACUUUGGGGACGAGAUUAAGUUAGAAUUCAACAGAACCAACUUGUAUUUGAUCAUCCUCAACUGUACCACAUCUAUCGUCACCAUCUUUGAUGUGGUUGGUAACAAAAUAUGGAAUUACGAGCUGCCACCUGGAGCUGGGACGGCCAUGUCUGUUUUCCACACAGACGAUGGUCAGUUGUUGCUAGGGAGAAACCACGUGACUAACCAGGGAUCGGGCGGAAUCCUAGAGGUGCACCUUGAGGUUCAGAAGGGGAAAUAUACCUUGCUUCGGAAACAGGGUAGAUUCCAGUUGGAUCAGAAGCCGAAGCUUGUGGGCGCGACUCCAUCUGGGUACGUAGUGGUGCACGACGGGAGCAGUCUGCACUUUUUCUCCAAGAUAUUAAAAAAGGUCAGGCCUGAAGACAGUGACUUCAAGCACUGGCGAGGGCUGGAGGCCUCGGACAUGUUCAUUGGCAGCCAAGGUCACAUCCUCCUGGUCGACCACAACUGCCCAGAGCUUGGCAAGUGUAUCAUCCAAAUUUAUCAAGAAGGAACCUUCCUCAACUACCCGCUACAAAAAGAUCCAUGGCUCCUGUUCCCAAAGUACAUCACUGGUGAUAGGAGAGGUAACUUCUUCGUGGUUGAUCAGGGAUCUGAGACUGUUAAGGUCUUUGCACUAGAUGAGGAAUAGUUAAGGGAAAGACAGGAUGCUUUGACGUAGAGCGAUAGGACACUCAACUAAUAGAUCUUC
Lineus longissimus is the source of this 5111-nucleotide messenger RNA. RefSeq lists its product as uncharacterized. The record is from RefSeq and is a predicted model, not a curated record. Bases 2406 to 5051 code for a protein of 881 amino acids. Lineage: Eukaryota; Metazoa; Nemertea; Pilidiophora; Heteronemertea; Lineidae. The transcript has 5 exons.